This is a messenger RNA of Vigna unguiculata (cowpea), 2001 nucleotides long. RefSeq names its product L-type lectin-domain containing receptor kinase IX.1 pseudogene. The record is from RefSeq and is a predicted model, not a curated record. NCBI's taxonomy places the organism in Eukaryota, Viridiplantae, Streptophyta, Magnoliopsida, Fabales, Fabaceae.
AUGGCUUGGUGGCAUAACACUGUUCAUAAUCCAAUUCUUUUCUGUCAUGCAAUGAGAACAAUUUUCAUCCUCCAAAUACUCCCUCUUGCAAACUCAUUAUCAUUUGAUUACCCCAACUUCAAGAAUGGUGAUGUAAAAUGGGAAGGGGAUGCUUCUAUUCUGAAAGGAGCGAUCCAAGUCACUUCCAACACCAUAGACCAAAACAACAAUUUCAGUGUUGGGAGAGUCACAAGUUUUGAACAGAUGCUUCUCUGGGAUAUGAAGUCUAGAAAGCUUUCUGAUUUCACUACUAAAUUUUCCUUUGUUAUCUUUUCAGAAAAGAGAUACUAUGGAGAUGGAAUGGCCUUUUUCCUUGCUGAUCCUAAUCUCCCACUUCUGAAGGACAUUAAACAAGGAGGUGGUCUUGGACUUGUGGAUGGUGAACAAGUUUUGAAUUCAACUCAGCACCCAUUUGUAGCAGUGGAGUUUGACACCUUCCACAACAAAUUAUGGGACCCUUCAGGUAGCACUCAUGUAGGUCUGAAUUUCAACUCUAUGAAGUCCAACAUAACUAGGUCAUGGUUGACAGAUAUUCAAAUUUGGAAUGUUUAUAAUUGCAGCAUUAAGUACAAUUCAAGUACUCUAAAUCUGAGCGUUUCAUUCACAAUGUACAAUGAUAGUAAACCAGUUGAAGAAUACAUUUCGUACAAGGUUGAUUUGAGAGAUCACUUACCAGGGAGGGUUAUUCUUGGUUUUUCUGCCGCAACAGGGAAAUUGUAUGAGGUGCAUACAUUGAGAUCAUGGUCAUUUAGUUCAAGUCUUCAAAGCGAUGAAAAAACAGAUGAGGUAAAACCAGAAGCAGUCCCACCAGAUUCCAAUCUUAUCAGUUCAGAAAAAGGAAAGAAAAUAGGAUUGUGGGUAGGGCUUGGAAUUGGUCUUGGCUUGGUUUUGAGUUUGUCUUUUACUAUGUUGUGGAAGAGGAGUAGAGGUAGAAAAGAAGAGUUAGUUUUUGAUCUCAGUAUGGGUGAUGAAUUCCCAAAGGGCACCGGACCUAAGAGCUUCUCCUAUAAUGAGCUAGCAAGUGCUACAAACAAGUUUGCUGAGUCUGAGAAGUUGGGGCAAGGUGGUUUUGGUGCUGUCUAUAAAGGUUAUUUGAAAGACACAAAGUCCUAUGUUGCUAUCAAGAGAAUAUCAAGAGAUUCCAAACAGGGAAUGAAGGAGUAUGUGACAGAAGUGAAGGUAAUAAGUCAACUGAGACAUAGGAAUUUGGUACAACUCAUUGGUUGGUGUCAUGAGAAGAAUGAGUUUGUCCUUGUAUAUGAGUUCAUGCCAAAUGGAAGCUUAGACUCUCACCUUUAUGGAGUGAAAAGCUUCUUAACAUGGAGAGUGAGGUAUAAUAUAGCUUUGGGCUUGGCUUCAGCAUUGCUUUACCUACAAGAAGAGUGGGAGCAGUGUGUGAUUCACAGAGACAUUAAAUCAAGCAACAUUAUGUUGGAUUCAAGUUUCAAUGCUAAGCUUGGUGAUUUUGGUUUGGCUAGGCUGGUGGACCAUGAGAAAGGGUCACAAACGACACAUAUAGCAGGGACUAGGGGCUAUAUUGCACCAGAAUAUUUCAGUUCAGGAAAGGCUACUAAGGAAUCUGAUAUAUACAGCUUUGGGGUUGUGUUGUUGGAGAUAGCUAGUGGAAGAAAAUGUGUUGAACUAAAAGCUGAGGAGGGUGAAAUAACUCUAGUUGAGUGGGUUUGGAAGCUCUAUGGAUUGGGGAGGUCACAUGAAGCAGUUGAUCCAAAGUUAUGUGGAGAAUUUGAUGAGAAGCAAAUGAUACGUUUAGUGGUUGUUGGCCUUUGGUGUGUUCAUCCAGAUUUCUCAUUCAGGCCUUCUAUAAGGCAAGUGAUUCAGGUCCUUAAAUUUGAUUCUCCUUUACCUCUUCUCCCAGAAAUGAUGCCUGUGCCAACAUAUCUUCCUCCAACAAUAAAAGCACUUUUUUCUUCAGUUUCUUCUUUCUUUUGGGAAACAAGUUAG